Scleropages formosus (Asian bonytongue) is the source of this 3617-nucleotide messenger RNA. It is a transcript of the gene st6galnac, whose product is annotated as ST6 (alpha-N-acetyl-neuraminyl-2,3-beta-galactosyl-1,3)-N-acetylgalactosaminide alpha-2,6-sialyltransferase. NCBI's taxonomy places the organism in Eukaryota, Metazoa, Chordata, Actinopteri, Osteoglossiformes, Osteoglossidae. The coding region runs from base 753 to 2057 and encodes 434 amino acids. The transcript is spliced from 10 exons. Gene Ontology annotation, molecular function: sialyltransferase activity. The record is from RefSeq and is a predicted model, not a curated record.
GGACCACUUUGGACCGCUUGAGUCUCUUUCGAAGUGCUUCAGCACCCUUUGGACGGAUGGAACGUUUCGGUCCACUUUGAGGAAUGUCCGGCGUCUGCUGUGGACUGGUCACAAGCGCUUUACUUCACUUUGGACCACUUUGCUGUUCGGUUCACUGGAAGACGACCACAGCUGACCACCUUCUCCAGCCCCGAUGGACUCAUUGACUUACGGAGAAGUGGGUGGAGUGCGUUUGGGGACGCGGGACGUGGACAGGAGGAGGAUCUUUUCCUGCCUUAUUUGCUGACUCCCUCCUGUGAGCGCAAGUCGGAUUCUGGGACCUUCUCCGUCUCCCGUUUCUCCUGGCACUCCUCACUGUUUCAUUUCCUCUCCUUUUCCCAAGUCUUUUCCUUAUUCUUCUCCCUGCUCAUCGUCCUCCUCAUCUCGUCUUCUCGGACGUCUUCUUUCUCCAGGUUGUUGUUCUCUCUCUCUCUCUCUCUGUUCCCCUUCUUUUCUGGGCUUUCCUUCUCCUCCUCGUUUUCAUCCCCCUCUGUCCUCUCCUGGAUAACGGCCCCCGACUGCUUUUGAGCCUCUGCCGUCUUCCUGUGCUGCUUUUCGCGUCGUUUUUUUAAAUUCGCCAUCGUGCCGCGGACAGCCCCUUGGGCACCAAUUAAUCCACCUCCCUUGGACGUCUUGCUCCGACCGAGCCUUCCCCUGGCUGUCGGGCCUCCGCCCCGGUUGCCGGACCCUGCCGUCCACCUUGCUCUGGGCGGAUGAACGACAAGGGGCUGAAGUUGGGUAUGGGCUUCUCAAAGCGGGUGGUGCUCACCUUGGCCGUGCUGCUGUGCCUGUACAUCAUCUUCUAUUUCUUCUGCUACCCGAACAUCAAGUAUAAGCCUUGGUGGAGUGUCUCUAAAAUAGCCCUCUUCAAGGCUGAGACAUCGACGCCCGCCAGAGAUCGUUUCACUCCAGCUGCAAGGACUCCGGCAGUGGCCUCACCUGGCACCACAAGGUCACAGACCCUUCACAAGGCCAGUACUGCAGGCAGCCGGAAGACCACCAAGGCUCCCAGGCCCCGUGGAACUACAGAGUUCUCUUACAUUGGGGACAGAUAUGCCACAGAUGACGUGCCAUCUCAGACGAGCUGCGCGAACAGCACCCGCAAGAGGGUGAAGGGGACGACCUUCAAGGAGCGGUUCCUGGAGCAUGUGCCUGUCCUCCAGUGGCACAAGCAUGGGAGCCCGGAGGAGUACAAACGGCUGCGCCAGUACCCUGGGGCACAUGGCUGGGGCAGUGUUGACUAUGAAACACUCAUGAACACCCUGUCCAUCCUCAACACGUCAGCCAAUCGGCUCAUGUUCGAUGACUGGGAGCGACGGGCCAAUGGCAGCUCCUGCAUCCGCUGUGCCGUGGUAGGAAACGGAGGGAUUCUCAAUGGGUCCAAGAAGGGUCGGGAGAUUGAUCGGCACGACUACGUCUUCAGGACAAACGGUGCAGUGAUCAAUGGCUUUGAGGAGGACGUAGGCUCCCGUACCACAAUGUACACCUUCUCCGCCAACACCCUGAGAAACUCCAUCGCAAGCUACGGAGCAGUGGGUUACAAGGGUCCCCCGCUUUCGGAGGAGACCAGGUAUGUGUUUCUGCCAGACCAUGACCGUGACUACAUUCUUCUGAAGGCAGCAGCGACACACACUCCCAUCAAGAAGGGGCCAGAGAGCAGCAAAAUUCCACCAAGAUACUUUGGAGAUAAUGUUACUUUGGAGAAAUUCAAAAUGUAUCACCCGGACUUCAUCCGAUACAUCAGAAACAGAUUCCUGCGCUCCAAUAUAAUGAAAACUGAGUACAGGAACAUAUACCGACCGUCCACAGGUGCCGUCAUGCUCUUGGCUGCUUUGCACACAUGUGACCAGGUGAGCGCGUAUGGCUUCAUGACCCCUGACUACAGUAAGUACUCGGACCACUACUACGACAAGAGACACAGAGGAGUGACUUUCUAUGCCAACCAUGACCUGCACCUGGAGCUGUACCUCUGGCAGCAGCUGCACAAGGAAGGCCUUAUCCGUCUCUACAUGCGCUAGUGAUCUUACUUGCACGUGAUCGCCAUGGCAACCACAGGCCAGAGGAUGGCAACAAGGACCAACCACCCUUUCUGCCAGCUCCACAUUGCGGGGCAUCCUAUGUCACAUUAUGUUGACUUGGCCAAGGUGGGGGCAAUGGGGCGCAAUUUUAACAGCCCCAUCAAGUGCCUGUGUUGAGAUGCUGCACAAACUCAUCACUUCCUACUCAGCUAAACAUCCAAAAGAUUUUUUUUUUUUUUUUUUUUAAAUAAAUAUAUAUAUAUAAACUAUUAUUUUAAGGGAUAUUCUAUAGCUGCUGUGAAGUAAUUUUUGGCUUAUGUCAGAUACUUAUGCUAUAUGGACACUUAUUUAUAUGUUGUGGGUUACCAAUCAGUAAAUGAAAUUAUUUCAUGCAAUGUAUAUUUUCAUAAGUUGUCAGAAAGUGAUUAUAACAGUCAACUUUGCUGCUGCAAUUAAAAAUGAAGAUAAAUUGUGCCAAUAUUUGGAAGACACCUCCCAAACCCUGUUCAGAAAUAUGGAGGCGUCACAGAGGGCCUGUCUAAUCUCAGGUUAGUUUGUAGAGAGAACCUCGGAGUGAUCCAGAACGCCGCGGACACAGCUGGUGGUGGCCAGACUGGACCGAACUUGGCUUUCUUCUCUGGACACUGUGAGAUUAUAGCUGCGGAAGAAAAUGAGGCCUUUGCUCUAUUUCAGAGCACACUCACUUUUUCACACCUUAAUGCCUGUGCUGGAGGGGUAAAGGUUGGAGAAUCAAACUGAUUUUAAUCUGAAGGUAUAUUUUCUCUUUACUAUCAAGCAUGGUGGCUCAUAUAAAGCAUUCCUGUGGCAAACAAAAUUUUCCUUAAGUUCUGUUUGUUUAUGUGUAUUUGUAAAACAAUGAAUGUACUAGCUUUUGUUUAUGUCUGCUGUCUUUUUAAAUGAAAUUGGUGUAAUGCCUGAAAAUGUUAAAUAUUCCGUCCUUGUAUUAUAGCACGUAAGGGUCAAGUGUGCGGGGUGCCACAUCUGUGUAAACGGUACAGUCUGAAUGUAGUAAACUGAGUAGCAAACUGUCAGAAGAUGGUACUGGCCGGGCCGUUUUUAGGAAGUUUAGGUUGCUUUUGCUACAGUGGUCAAGCAGAAGAAAUCGGGGCAGCAGUGAAAAAGCAAAAUGUGGGCGAAGUGCGUGGGGGUGCUCCUUCAGCUCGCGCUGAGGCCGUUGGAGAACUGUGCUCGAAGCGGCCGACUGGGACACCCUGCCCCGCGUGACGCCUGCGUGACAUGCGAGUAAUUUCACUUCUUACUGGGCAGCUGGAGAGUCCAGAGUAGGAAACUGCACACACACCGUGAGCACAUAGGCAGUUUCAGGUCACAAAACUCUUUAUUACUGACACGUUGUCAAACAUUUACGCAAAAUAUGCUUCUUUUUUUUUUUCUUUCUAAACAAGAGAAAGGCAUAUCAGGUUGUUUGGUGUCUGAAAAAGGUUGUUUCAGCGAGGAUGCAUGUGAAUUGAGUUGACUUUUGUGCACAGACUAAAAACAUUAAAAAAGAAAAAAAGAAAAGAAAAUCCCUAUUCAAACCAA